UUGUCAAUUCAUUUGUUUGCUAUCGGCCGUCAAGCCGCGUAGCUGCACCAAAAUUAUGUUCAAGUGAUUUUUUGUAAAAUUUACAGUGAUUUUAUACACAUAUAUCAAAAUUCGAAAUGACGUGCAAGAGACCUUUAGGUCCCGGACCCGGCGCGUAUGCGCUGCCUCCUUGCGUCGGGUUCCAGCAGCAUGACCCGACGCGCUAUCGCAACCCGAUGUACUCGUUGGCGGGCACAUCGGGGUUCCGCGUGCGCCCUGUUGGCCCCGGCCCUGCGUACCGCAUCGACAAGGUCACCCGCGACGGAAUCAUCACCUCCCCCGCAUGGACUUUUGGAUCUAGAUUCCCAGUCCGAAGCUCACUGCGAACGCCGGGACCGGGCGCCCAUGCGCCAGAACGGUGCCCACGCGGCGUGCAGGCGCCCAUCUACUCCAUGGGAGCGCGCCCACAGGAUCGCAUGAAGAAGAUCGGGCCCGCGCCUAACGCGUACAACACGCGUUGCGGGUUCGGUGGGCCCGCUUACACGAUGGGCGCGCGGCUGGGCGUCAUGCCGCCUGUGUUGUCCCCCGGCCCCGCCGUAUAUUACCAAAAGGAUACCGAUGUUUACAAGACGAGACACCCGUGCUACUCGCUGGGUGCGCGGUUGGCGGGCGCGGGCAAGGCAACGCGAACGCCGGGUCCUGCGGCCUACCCACCCAAUCUAUAUAACACUAAAAAGAAUCCUUACUCAUAUUCCUUUGGUACGAAACACAACGAAUAUGCUUGUCCAAUGAUAAUAAAGGAAGACACUAUGGACUGUCUCUAAAUAUUUUACGGCCAAUAAAGACACAUAAGGUCUACAGUGAUACUGUUUAAAUCGUUGAGGUAAUAAAAAAAAUUGGCAUUCGUAAUAUUAUGUAAUAUAUAAACAUAGAAUAUACAAGCGAAUGACAUUUUGUCAUAAGUUUUUUCCCAAAAAAAUUGUAGGUAAAAUGUCAAAAAUGUAAAAAGACAGUGGCAUUGUAACGCCUUAGCAAACAGUCUUUUUGGCUUAUAGCAACAUUAGACAGUAACUUUUUUAGUGAACAAAAACAUGUGCGAGUCUUGUGACGUGUGACGUAACGUAACGUGCAGUUG
Molecule: messenger RNA, 1114 nt
Organism: Papilio xuthus (Asian swallowtail)
Lineage: Eukaryota; Metazoa; Arthropoda; Insecta; Lepidoptera; Papilionidae
Product: outer dense fiber protein 3
Exons: 5
Coding region: 117-803 (228 amino acids)
Cellular component (GO): cytoskeleton
Source: RefSeq, a predicted model, not a curated record